Molecule: messenger RNA, 555 nt
Organism: Oikopleura dioica
Lineage: Eukaryota; Metazoa; Chordata; Appendicularia; Copelata; Oikopleuridae
Source: the annotation of a GenBank genome assembly
AUGGAUUAUCUCCGCUCCAACCAGUACUGCAUCUUCUACAACCACGAAGGAGGCGACCAGAACGCGAUUUUCGUCGAAAGCGUUUUGAGAUAUGGUCUGCCUGUGAAUUUCCGAGCCGCUGUACUUAUCCCUGCCAAGCCCAGAAAGCUCCGUGAGCGAUUAAAUAAGAUUUACUCGGAGCUGGAUUCCGCCAAUUUCAGCAACACGGCAAACGGGAGAUCCUGCCUUGAGAGCUGGACUUAUCUUCUUGCUGCUUCUACACAUGAUGGAGGCAUUGGAGGCUGUCGUCAACUCAUCGAAAAAGAAGUCAACGAGCUUUCCCAAGAGCCUCCUGGAAUUUUCCGCUCAGCGUCUGUGGAGGUCUGUUGGCAGCUAGUGAACCUGUACCGGAUAUUUCCCUUUUUUCUUCAUUUUUUUUAUCUUCCUUUUGCUUGCACAGUUCAAGUGCCAAUCCAAGAACUUCCCGUGCGCGAUACCUACUGUGGCAUUACUUGUUAUCAGGGAAUUCGCUGGUGCUUGGAAGGCGGAAUCAAAAUGCACUUGACUUACAACUAG